GGCAAUCUCCCGAUAAUUUAUAGUGUUCUCCAUCAACCUUAGAAUAUUAACAAAGUAGAAUCUUGAAGAACAGAUCAUGGCUACAGAAGAUACUUCAAUUCGCACGCUUGAACACACACCAUCAUGGGCACUCGCCACAGUUUGUUUUGUUAUCAUAUCCGUUUCAAUUGUCCUGGAGCACAUUUUUCAUCUCCUCACAAACUGGCUUAACAGAAGUCGAAGAACUGCUUUGGGCGAGGCAGCGGACAAGCUCAAAUCAGAGUUGAUGUUGUUAGGAUUCAUGUCAUUGAUGCUGGCGGCGACCCAAAAACCAAUUUCUAAAAUCUGCAUACCAGCCAAUCUUGCGAACUCCAUGCUUCCUUGUCGUAAAGAGGUUGCAAUAUCCAAACUCACUGCAGUACAAAAUUAUGGAAACUUUGCCGGUAGUUUUGUUGGGAGUUUGUCUUCAGAGAAUGGUCUGCGUGGUAAGAAUAUUUUAUGGGGGCAUAGGAGUUUGUUAGCAGAUGACGGUGUAAAUAUUUCUGAUGAUCCUUGCAGUUCAAAAGGAAAGGUUUCUUUAAUAUCAGAAAAAGGGAUCCAUCAGCUUCACAUAUUCAUUUUUGUGCUAGCAGUUAUGCAAAUUGUAUAUAGUGUUCUAACCAUGGCUCUGGGCUGGACCAAGAUGAGGCGGUGGGAAGCUUGGGAGAAAGAAAGUCGGACAAUUGAAUACCAAGUUGCAAAUGAUCCAAAUCGAUUUAGACUCACAAGACAAACAACAUUCGGAAGACGGCAUAUAGAGACUUGGACAAACAUGUCAGCUCUUCUAUGGAUGAUAUGUUUCUUCAGACAGUUUUUUCAUUCGGUAGCAAAAGUUGAUUAUCUCACCUUGAGACAUGGUUUUAUCUCGGCACACUUGUCAACCAGGAACGUCAACCAUUUCAAUUUCCAAGAAUACAUACAGCGAUCCUUAGACGACGAUUUCAAGGUCAUUGUUAGCAUCAGUCCUUUUAUGUGGUUUUUGGUGGCAAUUUUCUUGCUGCUGGACGUACGUGGUUGGAAUGUAUACCACUGGAUUUCCUAUGUUCCACUCGUGAUUGUGCUGGUCCUGGGAGCCAAACUUGAGGUGAUUGUUGCAAAAAUGGCUUUCCGAAUCGAUGAUCAAAACUGUGUGAGCAGAGGAACCCCUCUUGUUCAUCCAAAUGAUAAUCUCUUUUGGUUCGGUCAACCAAGAUUUGUUCUUGUUCUUAUCCAUUUUGUUCUGUUUGUGAAUGCAUUUGAGUUUGCCUUCUUCAUUUGGGUUGCAAUACAAUUCGGGCUUGAAUCAUGUUACCAUGAGAACACUUCAUUUAUUGUCGCAAGGGUCGUGUUAGCGAUCACAGUUCAAGUCAUAUGCAGCUACAUUACCCUUCCGCUCUAUGCACUUGUCACACAGAUGGGGUCUCAAUUCAAGAGUAAGGUACUAGAAGAGCAAGUGGCUAAUAUUAUAAAGCAACGGCAUGCUGAAGCGAGGGAAAGAAGGAAGACGCAAGAUCAAUAUUCUUUACGGUCUCCGCGUUCUGCUUUGUCUACUGAUCGGAGCAUCAAAAUGUACAGUCCCAUCAGAUCGCCAAGACCACCAAUAUUACAUGAACUCACUCUGUCAUCCAACGAACAACAGAUUGCUGCAAAAGAUAAUGAAAAACGAAGCCGGCUCAUCCAUUAAUCUGGGCAUCAUCCCGGGAAAUCAUGCUAGAAAUGAUGCAAACAACGAAGGCCGUAUUGAUCAUCAUAUUCAAAAACCAUGCAUGUUGAAGGAGAAAAUUCAUAUAUAUAUAUACACACACAACUCACUGGAAACGUAGAAAGAUUGUGUAUAUAUAUAUAUAUAUAUAUAUAUAUAUAUAUAUAUGAUCAUCAACACUGGUAUGGGUUAUCAUAACCCAGAAAUAAUUCGACUGUAAGUGUUUUGAGGAAUUAUUUGGCAUGUUAGCUUGUUAUGCUUAUUUGAAGAUACUACAGUUAUAGUGUCUUCAAAUUGCCAACUAUUAAAUAUUUUUAUUAUUAUAUGUUAUAUAGCAGUAAUUUAUCUUA
Populus trichocarpa (black cottonwood) is the source of this 2049-nucleotide messenger RNA. RefSeq names its product MLO-like protein 3. Lineage: Eukaryota; Viridiplantae; Streptophyta; Magnoliopsida; Malpighiales; Salicaceae. Gene Ontology annotation, cellular component: membrane. The record is from RefSeq and is a predicted model, not a curated record. Gene Ontology annotation, biological process: defense response. The coding region runs from base 77 to 1681 and encodes 534 amino acids. The transcript is spliced from 15 exons.